Oncorhynchus gorbuscha (pink salmon) is the source of this 2292-nucleotide messenger RNA. Its product is annotated as WD repeat domain phosphoinositide-interacting protein 3-like. Lineage: Eukaryota; Metazoa; Chordata; Actinopteri; Salmoniformes; Salmonidae. Gene Ontology annotation, biological process: autophagy of mitochondrion; protein localization to phagophore assembly site; nucleophagy. The coding region runs from base 122 to 1156 and encodes 344 amino acids. The transcript has 10 exons. The record is from RefSeq and is a predicted model, not a curated record. Gene Ontology annotation, molecular function: phosphatidylinositol-3-phosphate binding; protein binding; phosphatidylinositol-3,5-bisphosphate binding. Gene Ontology annotation, cellular component: phagophore assembly site membrane; extrinsic component of membrane; cytosol.
CAAUAGCUGUGUCAGGCUGUGUUGUUUUUCCUGGCUGCUUGUCUGUGGCACAGGAGGAACGCUAGCUAGCAUUCUGUUCAAAUUCGGCUAACGGUACGCCUGUGAUUAUCUGAUCGAAGUAAUGAAUUUAUUUCCGUCAAACGCACACGGGAACGGACUCUUGUACGCGGGAUUCAACCAGGAUCAUGGAUGCUUUGCUUGCGGAAUGGAGAAUGGGUUUAGAGUGUACAACGCAGACCCACUCAAAGAGAAAGAAAAACAAGAGUUCAUGGAGGGCGGGGUCAGCCAUGUGGAGAUGCUGUUCAGGUGUAACUACCUAGCGCUGGUCGGAGGAGGGAAGAAGCCCAAAUAUCCACCUAACAAAGUGAUGAUCUGGGAUGACCUGAAGAAAAAGACGGUUAUAGAAAUCGAGUUCUCCACGGAGGUCAAAGCAGUGAAGCUUCGAAGGGACAGGAUCGUUGUGGUCCUGGACUCAAUGAUCAAAGUGUUCACGUUCACCCACAACCCUCAUCAGCUGCAUGUAUUUGAGACCUGCUAUAACCCCAAAGGUCUGUGUGUGCUGUGUCCCAACAGUAACAACUCUCUCCUGGCGUUCCCGGGCACCCACUCUGGGCAUGUGCAGAUCGUAGACCUGGCCAACACCGAGAAGCCUCCAGUGGACAUCCCCGCCCAUGAGGGGGCGCUGUGCUGCAUCGCCCUCAACCUGCAGGGAACCAGGAUAGCCACCGCCUCCGAGAAAGGAACCCUGAUCAGAAUAUUUGACACCAUGGCAGGUCACCUGAUUCAGGAGUUGAGGCGGGGGUCACAGGCCGCUAACAUCUACUGCAUCAACUUCAACCAGGACGCGUCCCUCAUCUGUCUGUCUAGUGACCAUGGUACAGUCCACAUAUUCGCUGCAGAGGACCCCAAGAGGAACAAACAGUCCAGCUUAGCCUCUGCUAGUUUCCUUCCUAAGUACUUCAGCUCCAAGUGGAGUUUCUCCAAGUUCCAGGUUCCAUCAAAUUCGCCGUGUGUGUGUGCCUUUGGAACAGAACCCAACUCUGUCAUAGCCAUUUGUGCUGACGGCAGCUACUACAAGUUCCUGUUCAACCCGAAGGGGGAGUGUUCCCGAGACGUCUACGCCCAGUUCCUGGAGAUGACUGAUGAGAAGAUCUGACCUUUAACCCAGACUCCUCCUGCAGACAGACAGAUGUGUGUUUUAUUUUCUGGAGCAGGAGGACAAGGGGGAUGGACAGGAGGAGGUUAGGUGUCUCUGCUCACCCAGUGCUGUUAGACUCUCAAUGGAGAGAGGGAGACCGCCUUAGAAACGACAAGACGGAUGGAGGGAGCGAUGAAUGAAGUCAAUGUCCUCUCUGACACAAACUACUUAGAGACCAUCCUUGAACAACUAGCAAAGGACAGACCGAUGGACAGACUGUCACCUGGACCUUGUUGUCCUGCUACUCUGAGAACCAAACGGAAAUGUAUUUUUGUUGCUUUUUAAAGAUGUCUUCCGUGGAAUUUACAAUGAUCGGUUGAUUAUUCUGGUUCUUUUUUUUAAAAGGCGUAUUGCGUUAAUUCCAAUAGGUAUAUACAUAGAAAAAUAAAUAUUGUAAACUAACACCACCUAAUCUAACUAUAGGGAGUGCCUCUGAGCUGAAUCUAUAUUGGAGUGUGUAUAUACUCGCAUAUGUGCCUUCAGGAAGUAUUCAUAACCUUUGACUUAUUUCUCAUUUUGUUGUUACAGCCUGAAUUAUAAAUUGAUUAAAUAUAUCAUUUACAUUACAUUUAAGUCAUUUAGCAGACGCUCUUAUCCAGAGCGACUUACACUUACAUAUAUAUAUAUAUUUUUACACACAAUACCUCAUAAGUGAAAACAUGUUUUUAGAAAUGUUUGCAAAUAUAAAAUUUAAUGCAGAUAUUUCUAAUUUACGUAAGUAGUCACACCCCUGAGUCAAUUCUUUGUAGAAGCACCUUUUGACAGUGAUUACAGCUGUGAGUCUUUCUGGGUACGUCUCUUAAGAACAUUCCACACCUGGAUUGUGCAACAUUUGCUCGUUAUUCAUUUUCAAAAUGUUUCAAACUCUCAAAUUGGUUGUUGAUUGUUGCUAGACAUCCAUUUUCAGGUCUUGCCAUAGAUUUUCAAGUAGAUUUAAGUCAAAACACCAACUCAGCCACUCAGUUACAUUCACUGUCUUCUUGGUAAGCAACUCCAGUGUAGAUUUGUCCUUGUGUUUUAGGUUAUUGUCCUGCUGAAAGGUGAAUUCAUCUCCCAGUGUCUGGUGGAAAGCAGACUGAACCCCAGUCCUUAAC